This is a messenger RNA of Coffea arabica (coffee), 1545 nucleotides long. RefSeq lists its product as uncharacterized. The record is from RefSeq and is a predicted model, not a curated record. Gene Ontology annotation, molecular function: nucleic acid binding; RNA-DNA hybrid ribonuclease activity. Lineage: Eukaryota; Viridiplantae; Streptophyta; Magnoliopsida; Gentianales; Rubiaceae.
AUGGAGGUCUACGUGGACGACAUGAUCGUCAAGAGCCGAGCAGGACCACAGCUCGUCCCCGACCUGAGGGAGAUCUUGAACAUCCUCUGGGAAAAUCGGAUGCGGUUGAACCCGAAGAAGUGCACCUUCGGAGUUAGGUCGGGCCGGUUCCUCGAUUUCUUGGUCUCUCGAGAAGGGAUCCGGGCUAACCCCGAAAAAUUCCAGACCAUCAUGGACAUGACCACUCCACGGAAUGUGAAAGAGGUCCAACGACUCGCGGGAAGGAUGGCUGCCCUGAACAGGUUUCUCUCACGGUCCGCGGCGUAUUUGGCCGAACUGCCCACCCUGACCGCCCCGGAGCAGGGAGAAACCUUGUUCCUGUACUUGUCCGCUUGCAACGAGGCCGUCAGCGCGAUUUUGGUGCGGGAAGACAGGGGGGCUCAGAAGCCAAUAUAUUAUGUUAGCCGUGCCUUACAAGGUCCGGAAACGCGGUACACGGCGGCAGAAAAACUAGUUCUCGCCCUGGUGCAUGCUGCCCGGAAGCUCCGACCUUACUUCCAGACCCACAGCAUUGUGGUCAUGACCGAUCAGCCCUUGCGACAGAUACUCACAAAACCUGAGGUCUCGGGUAGGAUGACUAAGUGGGCCGUCGAACUUGCCGAGUACGACAUCGGUUACCAGCCCCGCACCGCUAUCAAAGCCCAGGCCCUAGCAGACUUCCUCGCCGAAGGAGCCAGUCUGUCCACAACUGAGCCGAGCUCUCUGCCAAAGGAGGCCAGGCCGGAAGAGUCUUGGGUACUGUUCGUGGACGGGGCCUCGAGCAAGGAGGGAAGCGGAGCUGGCCUGCUACUCACCUCGCCCACCGGGGAAGAGCUGACCUAUGCGCUCAGGUUCGACUUCCCGGCGUCCAAUAACGAGGCCGAGUACGAGGCCCUCUUGACAGGGUUGCGGAUAGCCCACCAGAUGGGUGUAACCGCGAUCAAGGUUCGGAGCGACUCUCAAUUUGUAUUCAACCAAGUCCGCGGGGAAUACGAAUCUAAGGAGGAUGUCAUGAAGAAAUAUUUGGCCAAGGUACGAGAGGCGAGAACCCUGUUUGACAUUUUCGAAAUCGAGCGGGUGCCGAGAUCACAGAACAAGCGGGCGGACGCCCUGUCGAAAUUGGCAUCCGCCUCGUUUGCCCACCUUUGCAAGGAAGUCCUAGUUGAGGUGGUCAAACAAAAAAGCAUUGAUCAGAUUCAGGUCCUGGUCAUAGACAGCCCGGCAUCAUGGAUGACCCCCAUCGUAGAUUUCCUCAGCUCGGGAAACCUUCCCGCCAACAAAAUCGAAACCCGCCGACUCCAGCUCAGAGCUGCUAAGUACGCCUACGCCGAGGGAACCCUCUACAAGAGGUCUUAUUCAUCCCCCUGGCUAAAGUGCGUAACUCCUGAAGAAGGCGAUUACGUCCUCCGUGAAGUCCACGAAGGAUUAUGCGCGGCGCAUGUGGGGUCCCGGGUACUGGCCAAAAAGUGCCUUCUCCUGGGCUACUAUUGGCCCUCGGUGUUCCAAGAUGCGGCGGCUCUGAUUUAG